Molecule: messenger RNA, 1770 nt
Organism: Colletotrichum abscissum
Lineage: Eukaryota; Fungi; Ascomycota; Sordariomycetes; Glomerellales; Glomerellaceae
Exons: 1
Coding region: 1-1770 (589 amino acids)
Biological process (GO): transmembrane transport
Cellular component (GO): plasma membrane
Molecular function (GO): transmembrane transporter activity
Source: RefSeq, a predicted model, not a curated record
AUGGCGAGUGAAGUAGAAAGAUCUUCUCACGACAGGAGUCCGCGCGACGACGGCGAUCAAGAUGGUAAAGCAGAAGGAGGCGUACGGGCGAAGAGAAGGAGCGCCGACGAUGACCAAGGGGAAGGGAGCGUCACGACGGCAGACACAAAGAUCGCUCCGGUCCGCACCCGGGCCCAGACCGUCAUCCUGAUGUUCGCGCUCUGCAUGGCCGUCUUCCUCGCGGCCCUCGACGCCGUCAUCAUCACCACCGCACUACCAACGAUCGCGCGGGAGAUUGGGUCCUCAGACUCGGGAUUCGCCUGGAUCGGCGCGAGCUAUCUGCUCGCCAACGCCGCCUCAGUCCCCUUCUGGGGCAAAGUUAGCGACAUCUUCGGACGCAAACCGAUCCUCGUCAUCGCCAACGUCGUCUUCAUGGUCGGCAGCCUCGUCUCGGCGCUCUCCGGCACGCUGACGAUGCUUGUCGCGGGGAGAGCGGUCCAGGGGCUCGGGGGCGGCGGGCUGAUGGCGCUGGUCAACAUCACCGUCGGGGACCUCUUCAGCCCGCGGGAGAGGGGCGCGUAUUUCGGCGCCGUCGGUGCAGUUUGGGGUCUCGCCAGCGGGAUCGGACCGCUCAUCGGCGGCGGGCUGACGGAGAAUGUUUCGUGGCGGUGGUGCUUUUGGAUUAACCUGCCCAUCUCUGGCGCGUCGCUGCUCAUCCUCGUCUUCUUUUUGCGCAUACACACGCCCAAGACGCCGCUUCUCAAGGGCCUGGCGGCCAUUGACUGGCUAGGCACACUCACCUUCACCGGAGCGACGUUGAUGCUCCUCCUCGGGCUGCAGUUUGGCGGGCUGCGGAACCCUUGGGACUCGCCCACCGUCAUAUGUCUCAUCGUCUUCGGCUGCGCGACCUACUCCGUCUUUGCUUUCGUCGAGCGUUUCGCAAAGUACCCGCUCAUGCCGGCCUCGCUGUUCCGCGACGCGUCAGUCGUCUUCUGCUACGUGGCCAACUUCUGCCACGGGCUCGGGUUCGCGGCGAUUGCGUUUUUCUUACCGCUCUACUUCCAGGCAGUGCUGGGCGCCAGCCCGAUCCAGUCGGGCGUGUGGCUUCUCGCCACGGCGCUGCCGUUGGCGGUCGGCACUAUCGGCGUCGGGGUGACGAUCAAGAAGACGGGGCGGUACGUUGAGAUUGUGCGGGCGUCCAUGGCGCUCACGGCGAUUGCGUUUGGGUUGUUUGUGACGUUGCCCGCGGGACGGGACUGGCCGCGGUUGAUCCUGUUCCAGGUGCUCGCGGCGCUGGGCAUCUCUCCGAAUUUGCAAGCGUUGCUUAUUGCAUUGCAGGCGCUGGUGAGGCAGGCGGAUGUGGCGACGGGGACGGCGACGUUUGCGUUUGUGAGGCAUAUUGCGCUGGGGAUCGGGGUGGUCGUCGGGCAGGUCAUAUUCCAGAGCGUUGUGGGACGGCAUGAGGGCCGGUUGUUGGCGGCGGGCGUGCCGGCCGAGGUUGCUGCCAAGUUUGGGAGGGGAGGGACGAUUGCGACGGCGGCGCGCGGUGUGAUGGAGGGUUUAAGUGAGGGGCAGAGGCGGGUUGUGAGGCUUGCGGUGACGGAUGGGUUGAGUAAGAUUUGGGUCUUCUUUUGCGUCAUGUCUGGGGUUGGGUUUAUUGCUACGUUUUUCACAAGGCAGGUUGAGUUGAGUGAGAUGCAUACUGAGACGAAGACUGGGUUGGAUGAAGGGGUCGAGGUUGAAGAGAGUAAAGGGGCAGGGGGGACGAAUGAACGGGAUGAGCCGGUUUGA